This is a messenger RNA of Fomitopsis serialis, 1602 nucleotides long. RefSeq names its product Prenylcysteine lyase-domain-containing protein. The record is from RefSeq and is a predicted model, not a curated record. The transcript is spliced from 6 exons. NCBI's taxonomy places the organism in Eukaryota, Fungi, Basidiomycota, Agaricomycetes, Polyporales, Fomitopsidaceae. Bases 1 to 1602 code for a protein of 533 amino acids. Gene Ontology annotation, biological process: prenylcysteine catabolic process; prenylated protein catabolic process. Gene Ontology annotation, molecular function: prenylcysteine oxidase activity.
AUGCGACCAGAGCUCUUAUUCUGCCUGGGUGCUGCACUGACUGCACAGGCAGCUGCGCUGAGACUACCGUUCAACAUCCCCUUCUUCUCAAACGACCAGGCCCCUCUCAUAGACAUCGAUGCCCUUCUGCCCGCCUCGACGCCGCCGAACCGUGUUGCCAUUAUAGGAGCAGGAGCUGGUGGUUCCUCUGCGGCAUUCUGGAUCGCAAAGGCGAAGGAGCGGUUCGGCCUGGACAUCGAAGUGGACGUGUAUGAGAAGAAUGACUACAUCGGCGGACGAAGCACGGUCGUGUACCCGUACAAUAACACAGAGUACGAGGCGGUCGAGCUGGGCGCGUCAAUCUUCGUGAAGGUAAAUCGGAACAUUUGGCGAGCCACGGAAGAAUUUGGAUUGGAACGAAUCGGCUUUGGAGACGACAACAACGUGAUGGGGAUUUGGGACGGCCAGGAGUUUGUGUUGACGACUGGUGGCGGUAGCUUCCUCGGGAGCUGGAUGGACACGCUGAAGGUCAUCUGGCGGUACGGCAUCACCGCUCCUCGCCGCGCUCAGGCUAUCGUCAAAUCCAUGUUCACCCAAUUCCUCACACUGUACACCCCCUCCGCGCCGCGCUUCUCCAAUAUCACGGCGCUCGCAUCGAGCCUCGGCUGGACGCCCGCCAUAGCGAGCACUACCGCAGAGUAUUUCGACACACAGGGCAUCGGGCGGCUGUUCACGCGCGAGCUCGUGGACGCGGUGACGCGGGUCAACUACGGGCAGGAUGUCGACUCGCUGCACGCACUCGAGGGCAUGUGCUCGCUCGCGGCGGAGAACGCUGCGAGCGUCAAGGGCGGGAACUUCCAGGUCUUUGAACAGUUCCUCGCGAGGAGCAACGCGACGGUGCACCUGAAAACGGAGGUGACGAGCCUGAUCCAGGACGCAGCGAGCGGGGCGUGGCUCGUCGGCACGGGUGGUACGACGCGUUCACGGGCGUAUCGCGGAGUCAUCCUGGCAGCGCCGUUCUACAGUGCCGCGAUCGAGGUGUCACCACCUGCGCUGCUCGCGCCUGUGCCGGAGCAGCCGUACGUGCACCUGCACGUCACGCUCCUGAGCACGACCGCGCGCACGCCGAGCCCUGCGUACUUCGGGCUGAGCGGCGAGAGCGCGCCGACGGAGGUGCUGACGACGCACAACCGCGUGCGGGAGGGCCUCGGGCCUGAGCCGGAGUUCAACUCGAUGACCUACCACGGGAAAAUCAAGAAGGUGGAUGGGUCGCCGAUCGAGCACGACGAGUGGGUCCGGGUGGAGGACGAGUGGUUGAAGAACAUGUUCGGUGCGGGAAAUGUGGGCUGGGUCUUGAGGAAGGAGUGGGAUGCAUAUCCUGUCUUGCCUCCGACGGUGUCCUUCCCGCCUAUCAAGCUGGCGAAGGGCCUGUAUUACGUCAACGCCUUCGAGCCCUUCAUCUCGACCAUGGAGACAGAAACGAUCGCCUCGCGCAACGUCGUCGACCUCCUCCUGCAUGACGAGUUCGACGCCAGCAUCUGUCCGGCUGCUGAUACAGCCGACGAAGAGGCUGCCGCUGCGAAAACGCAAGACGAUCAGUUCGUGCUUGGAUGGGACUGCUAG